Ambispora leptoticha is the source of this 324-nucleotide messenger RNA. NCBI's taxonomy places the organism in Eukaryota, Fungi, Glomeromycota, Glomeromycetes, Archaeosporales, Ambisporaceae. The record is from the annotation of a GenBank genome assembly.
UUAUCCGAACCUUCAAAAGAAGAAGUUAUCUCUGAGCCUGCUCAAUCCGACCCUAAUAAUCCGAUUACUAAAUAUCAGCAAAGAAUAGCCAAAACCGAAGCCAUUAAUCAUGCUAAAUCAACUUCAAGUUCCGAGCAAUCUGAAUCAACUAGUGCCUUAAAAGGCUUUUAUGAAGAAAGUUUAAAAGACACAGUCGAAACUAAAACCAAUGAGUUCAAAUCUCUGGAUGCUGAUUAUCGGACUUUACUAAGUGAUAUUGAAAACCAGUAUGCGGAAGAAGCAUUACCGGAUGAAGAAACUAUGGCCGAAGAAAUCACGCUCUGA